Molecule: messenger RNA, 2954 nt
Organism: Haliotis rufescens (red abalone)
Lineage: Eukaryota; Metazoa; Mollusca; Gastropoda; Lepetellida; Haliotidae
Product: delta-like protein C
Exons: 6
Coding region: 208-822 (204 amino acids)
Biological process (GO): establishment or maintenance of epithelial cell apical/basal polarity; heterophilic cell-cell adhesion
Cellular component (GO): protein-containing complex; plasma membrane
Source: RefSeq, a predicted model, not a curated record
AGUGGCUACGUGUAUACACUGGGUUGCAUCGUCAUCUCACUUGUCAAUGAGACGAACAAUAGUUGUGUCGGGCUUCACACAUAUACACACACGGGCAGGGAGCUGGCUGAUGAUAUAAGAAGACUGGUCCUGCUACACAGAGACACACACGGACAGGGAGCUGUAGACUUGAGGUGGCUGUAAGAAGACUGGUCCUCCUAAACAGACAUGACGAACCACUGUUUGCUCACUCUGGUGUUCGUCGUCGCAGCGUGCGGUGUAGCUGCUGCCGGUGGAGAGUUUGGAUUAUAUUGUUCAGACAAACACGCCUGUGAGAACGGAGGGACGUGUGAUCCUACUGGUUUAGCAAAUUAUGGUGCCUGCUCGUGUCCAACAGGAUAUAGUGGGCGGAGAUGUCAAACAGAGUGCUCCUCGAGUCCUGACUGCUUGAACGGGGGUACCUGUGUACGAGGUGCCUGUACGUGCCCAGGGGGAUACACCGGCGGGAAGUGUGGUACUGUAGCUCCACCAGGGGCCGUGUCUGGUGACGUGUGUUCAUCUGUGCAUCCUUGUGCCAACGGGGGCUCCUGCAGCCCAUCAUCCUCUGGGGGAGAGGGGGCGUGCUCCUGUCCCACUGGGUAUGAAGGAAAGAGAUGCCAAGCAGCCUGCAGCACACACGAGGACUGUCAGAACAAGGGCACGUGUGAAGCUCGAGGCUGCAGGUGCCCGGCGGGAUACACAGGUGGAAAGUGUGAGACUGCUUUGUCUGGAGCAGGUCACGUGAUCAUCUUUCCAGCGGCUGUGCUGAUGUCUGUUGUUGUGCAGCUUACCCUGAGCACGUAGAGACCUACCAUUCAGCCUAACUUAAAACUCUUUGCUUUUAAUGUACUCCUCGUUUGCCCUGAAGGAUCACACGGGCUUCUAUACAAGUAGCUGUGAGUUGUCUGUUGUUGUGCAGCUUACCCUGAGCACGUAGAGACCUACCAUUCAGCCCAACUUAAAACUCUUUGCUUUUAAUGUACUCCUCGUUUGCCCUGAAGGAUCACACGGGCUUCUAUACAUGUAGCUGUGAGUUGUCUGUUGUCAUUGCCCUCGUUAGUCGUUAAAAGGUUUUCCAUUUAUGACCUCUGCCCAGGCAUGUCAAGGUUUCAUCUCAUUUCGAAGUGUCGUUUUUGUGUUAAUGUUUUCUGGUAAAAAUUUUGAUAGUAUUUGAUGUCAUUAAUUUUCACCGAACAUGCAAGUUGUCUCUUUACAGUUGUAAGGCGCCCUUGUUCAGAAACGUAUCGUCUGUCAUGUAUUCAAGGGUGUUAUUACGCCUUGCAGGAAUUCAUAACUUAGACUUUUGAUGGGCUUCAAUCUGCCUCCCCGGCAAGGGCCAGGUGAGCUACAUUGCCAACAGCUUGUAUGUUUUAUUAUCAAUGGACUCUUUCAUCUUCACAAAGCUUAAGAAGUCGUUUCUUUCACAAUAUUCUCUUCUUUGACCUUUUCUGACACUGCGUGCUUUUCAUUUGUCAAUUAAGCACUUCAACAAUGUUAUGCAUGUACUCAAUUUCCCUCACGAAUAAAACAAAUUAUCAAGAAUUUGAAAUUGUGUUGCAUUGCAUUAUUUUGUGGAGUGACGGGUGAAAUAGAGGAAAUAUGAUCGUCGAAUAAGUUAAUCAGAAUCACUGGAGCCUUUGAUGUGUAAUUUUCUUUUGAUUCUUGAUAUCACGUAAAACCUAUAGGUUUUUUACCUUUUUUUAUUUGUUUAGCUGAAUGAAACUCACGCCUUCCUCGAAGCAUUCCACACCAGAAUACUAACUAAACGUUACAACAGCUGAUUCUAGUUGUAAAAUGUAUCAACACUUCUGAAGUAACAAUAUUAUGCUGUCUACUGUUCGAAUCUUUAAAUCCAUCUACUUACAUCAUCUGUGAAUAUACUAAGACGUCUUCACCUAAGCAUCAGUGUUAUAGCACCGGUUGUGAAAAUGUUGUUAACGACAAUGAUUUGUAUCGUUAUCGUUGCUGUAAUCAAGGAUGGUGGUAGACACUAUGGACAGUUUCGUUUAGUACACAUUCCUAACUCUAGCUUACCUAGGACAGACUUGAGUUAUGUUCAUUAGUUGGGGCCCUUAGGGAUAUUUUGGUGCAGAUUCUUGCAAAAGCACCAAAUUUGGUACAGAUGUUGGUUAUACCAUACUAAUUCGAUAUCUGCCGGGCCCCACGAAGGGCGAGGUCCGGGGCCGCUAUUUUGGCUAAAAACAAAAUGGCCGCCACCAUGAUUGGCGGUCGAUCAUUGGUCAAUAACUAAUCGGCCUAGAAUCACAUGUAAUACCACUCUUUAGGGGUAUUUUGGGUCAGGGAAUCCAAUUAUGAUAUUAUUUCAAUGAUUCGAGGUCAAGGUCAAUCACAAAGGUUUCUUAAAGGUCAACCAGGGUCAAAACCUAGUAAUGGGGAGCUUAGGGGACAUUUUGGAUCACAUUACCCUUUAAAAUGAACUAAAAUUUAUCGAGCUGUCGAUGUAACAAUGCCAUUUGUAUUUAUGGCGGGAGUUAUGAAGGGCGGCCAUAUUGGCUAAAUCCAAAAUGGCCGCCAUCCGGAUCAGGGUCAGUCAUAGGUCAAAAACUAGAAGGCCUAGAUUCAUAUGUGAUACCACUUUUUAUAGGUUAUUGAGGUCAGUGAAUUCAAUUCUGGUAUUAUUUCACUGGUUUAAGGGCAAGGCCACCCCUCAAGGUCACUUUUAUAGGUUAUUGAUGGGCUUCAAUCUGCCUCCCCGGCAAGGGCCAGGUGAGCUACAUUGCCAACAGCUUGUAUGUUUUAUUAUCAAUGGACUCUUUCAUCUUCACAAAGCUUAAGAAGUCGUUUCUUUCACAAUAUUCUCUUCUUUGACCUUUUCUGACACUGCGUGCUUUUCAUUUGUCAAUUAAGCACUUCAACAAUGUUAUGCAUGUACUCAAUUUCCCUCACGAAUAAAACAAAUUAUCAAGAAUUUGAAA